This is a messenger RNA of Geodia barretti, 369 nucleotides long. Lineage: Eukaryota; Metazoa; Porifera; Demospongiae; Tetractinellida; Geodiidae. The record is from the annotation of a GenBank genome assembly.
AUGGUGAAAAUCAUGAAACGUAUUUAUCUCGACCAUAACGCCACAACCCCAGUACACCCGGAAGUGCUUGAGGCGAUGAUCCCCUUCAUGGUCAAUCAGUUCGGCAACGGUUCGAGCAUCCACACCUAUGGGCGUGAGGCACGUAAUGCGAUUGACGAUGCGCGUGAACAGGUCGCAGCCCUUAUCAACGCCAAAAGCCCGAGCGAAAUCGUUUUCACAAGCACCGGGACAGAGGCUGACAACUACGCCAUCAAAGGGAUUGCCGAAUUGCAGCAAAGUCGCAAUGGCGGCAAUCACAUCAUUACCUCUUCAAUCGAGCAUCACGCUGUAUUGCAUACCUGCCAAUACCUUGAGAAACGCGGGAUUUGA